AUGUUAAGCAUACAAAAUUCUAAAAAGGAUCUAGAAAAUGAAAAAGAAUUAAUACCAUGUUUAUUUUCUUGGUGUGAAGGCGGGAGAGAUGUAUAUUUAAUUGGAUCUUUUAUAAAUUGGGAUAUGAAUAAAAAAUUAAAAAUGGAUAAAUGUAAUGGAGAGUUUCUAUUAACUUUAUUAUUAGAAAAAGAGAUAUAUACUUAUAAAUUUUUAGUUGAUGGUCAAUUAAAAUGUAGUUCAUCAGUAGCAACAAUAAGAAGCCCUGAAGGUGUUAUAAAUAACGUUAUUGAUAUGAAAAAUUAUAUCCCUUUUAACUUUGAGUUAAAAAAAGAGCAUGCAAUUCAAUGUUAUGAAAAAUUAUGGAAAUAUUCCAAAUUAAAUAACUUUGAUAUCGUUUCUAGAAUUACACCCAUUCCAUUAUAUUUAGAAAAUAGUCGUGAUAUAAUAAAGCUAAAUUUAAGCAAUCCCAGCUAUCUUAGUGAAUCAUUAUGCAAUCACAUGUAUUUUGAUACGGAUACAUAUAAAAAUUAUAGUUCAAGAAUCAUAGAAGUUUGUCUUGUUAUGAAAUCAGAGUAUAGAAAUAGAAAAGGAGAGAAAAGAAAAAUAUUAACAAAAUAUAACAUUUUAGCAUAUUUACCUACUUCAGAAAAUGAGGAUUUUUCUCAAUCACAUGCAUACAAUCCAUUAAAACAAUUGAUAUCAUUUAAACAAUAG
Molecule: messenger RNA, 714 nt
Organism: Plasmodium relictum
Lineage: Eukaryota; Apicomplexa; Aconoidasida; Haemosporida; Plasmodiidae
Product: 5'-AMP-activated protein kinase subunit beta-1, putative
Exons: 7
Coding region: 1-714 (237 amino acids)
Biological process (GO): signal transduction
Cellular component (GO): cytoplasm; nucleotide-activated protein kinase complex; nucleus
Molecular function (GO): protein kinase binding
Source: RefSeq, a predicted model, not a curated record